Molecule: messenger RNA, 2262 nt
Organism: Brassica napus (rape)
Lineage: Eukaryota; Viridiplantae; Streptophyta; Magnoliopsida; Brassicales; Brassicaceae
Exons: 7
Coding region: 1-2262 (753 amino acids)
Biological process (GO): proteolysis
Molecular function (GO): cysteine-type peptidase activity
Source: RefSeq, a predicted model, not a curated record
AUGGCGGUGGCGGUGGAGGGCGUGGUGGAAGAAGCGGUUGAUACCGCAGUGGAGGCGGUGGUGGUUAUGGAGGCGGUGGUGGAAGACGUGAGUAUGGAUACAAUGGUGGUGAUUGGUGGAGGUUUCAAAAUGGAUAAACUUGAUUUCCCACAGAGGCUGUAUAGUGUAGGCCAGGAACCUUUUCCGAAUAAAAGCAUUGCCUACUACAGCGAUGACAGCAAGCUCUUCCCUGCUCUUAAAGAAGCACUCGAGGCAGAUGAAUGGGAGGAGCUCAAGAACUCGAGAGUAGGAGUGUUCUUAAAGUUCCACGAAAUGAAGUUUGGAUGGGCUUCAAGGCUGGUGCACUAUAUACUGUGUUUUCAGCUUGACUGCAAGAAGAAGUUUGAGUUGUGGAGUCUCGUAGGUGUUGAACCAUUGAGGUUUUCUCUGCAUGAAUUUGAAGAGAUAACUGGCCUGAACUGCGAGUAUGUGAAGAAUCUCGAGAAUCCGUUGGUUGAGGUAACGACUGACAUGAAAGCAUUUUGGGCGCAGAUGGGAGUGAAUUUCGACCGGGGGCCAAGUAUUGAUGAAUUAACUACAGCGUGUCAGAUGUGCAGAACAUGGUCUCGAGAUGAUCGGCUGCGUUUAGGGUAUCUAGCCAUCUACGCUGGCUUCAUCGAAGCAGCAAGAACCUCGUCACCCACACGGGCUAGCCUGACUAGGUUAGUGAUGGAUCUAGAUGCUUUUGAAGAUUAUCCGUGGGGAAGAGUAGCCUUUAAAUUCUUGAUGGAGUCGGUGAAGGGUGUAGACUUGACAAAGACGUAUGCUAUUGAAGGCUUUGUUCAGGUUCUUCAAGUCUGGGUCUACUGUUGUCUCCCUGAAUUCGGAGCUGGGUUUGGUCACCCUAUAGAAGGUUCUCCGACCCCACCUCUACUUGCCUUCUUAGGUGGCAAAGGCAAGAGAAGGCUCCAGGAGAAUAUGCUGAAACAGUUUUAUCUUCUGGAGACUAAGACUAAGAGCUUUACUAUGAAGGAUUACUCUGAAAUGUUCUCUCGCUGGGAUGGUGAGCUGGAAGAUGAGAAGGCUGAUAACAUAGUGAAGGCAGUGUUUUCUUCAGGCUGGGGAUGGGAACAAAGUCACUGGCCUCUUGUUGGAACAAAACUGUGGACAAAUGUGAAGGUGGAGAUCCUUCCGAUGAAGACAGAAGCUGGUCAGAUGGUGCGAAGCUUGAAGACAGUGUCCCCUUCUCGCACACAGUCUGAUGCAGAAUCACGCAAGAAGGCUCGUGAGUCCCCUGGCCUGGAUGUGGAGACCAUGAAAGGAGAAAUAGUUCGUUGGCUAACUGGCCUGACUUCUAAUAUGGUUGAGGGGCUGAGCAGAUGCGAGAACACUCUGAAAACACAAUCCCGCAUGAUUGAGGGCCUUACAACUCAGGUGGGAGCUGUUGAGAAGAUGGUGCGUGAAGGUUGGAAGGAAGACCACACCAAAGCUGAUUCAUCUACUGAUUCUCCUUUUGAUGGAAACAGCACGGCAAAGGUUAUUAUACCUAACCAGCCGAAGCAAGGCCAGGGAUAUAACCCAUUUGCUAAUUCUGAUCGCCAAAAGCUCUCUGCUCUUCUUGAUUGGGUGAAACUUGACCCCAAAUGGCGACAGAAGGUCAAAGGUUCUUCAAGUCAUUGGUUCUACAUACUACUAACUCCUACAAAAUGGUUGAUUGACACGCACAUGGAUGCUGGCAUUAAUCUCUUAAGGCUCCGAUACACAAAGCACCCUGAAUGGUUUAGGUCCGACAGAUUUUGCAUUUUGGAUGCUGUAUUUACUCAAAUGUGGACAGCAAAAUACUCAGAGUUUCUGGCCUCUCCUGCCAAUCCUGACGGCUCAGCUUUCUGGAUAUCAAUCCCGAGGAGACGCAUAGUGAUUUGGGAUAGUGAUCUUGCUUACGCUACGGAUGCAGAAAUUGCUAAGGCCGUGAAUCCUAUUGCACACAUGCUGCCGUAUAUGCUGCGUAUGUUAUCUACCGGUGCGGAGAGGGAGUUGUACACAGUUGAUUUCACACAUGAGCGUGAAUCUGGGGUGCCACAAAACAAACAAAGUGGUGACUGUGGAGUGUAUUGCUUGAAGUAUAUAGAAUGUCAUGCACUUGGCAUGCCAUUCCCACCUCAUGAGCUGUGUGAUAAGAAGAUCAAGACAAUCAGGUCUCAGAUGGCGAGUGAGAUAUUUGAUGAGACCAGGAUAAACGGCACAGAGAAACGUGAUUACAAGCAUCUCGGUCUCUAUGACUAA